GCGGGGAUUUCGAAAUUCGGGUGUAACGAAUUAUGCUAUUAGCUCAGUGCCCAGUUUGCCAAGAGUGUUUUACAAAUGCACUCCAAUGUCAUAUAUCAGCAUUACCAUGUGGUCAUGUAUUUCAUCAGAUAUGUAUUGAUACUUGGUUCAAAACAUCAUCUACAUGUCCACAGUGCAGAAUAGGCAUAAGGAGGACAUUCGUGAUUUCUAGAUUAUAUUUUGAUAUGGUCAGUUACGGUCCAGAUGAACAUCCUGUCAUCGAUACAACGUCUGAAGAGACAGAUACAAACAUAGAAGUUCCGCAGUCAAGUGAUAACAACUCUGUAAAAUCGCUUAGUGUUCAACUGCAUCGAUUACGUUCAGAAAAUAUGCGUUUAGAUUUAUUAUGCAAAAAUCUGUCACAAAAGUCAGAAGAAAAUACCAAACUGAUAAGUGCACGAGACAAAGAAAUAUCAACACUGUCUACUUUGUAUAGUGAAACAGAUAAGUUAUAUGAAAAGGAAAGACAACGUUGUCGAGAUUUGAGAACAGAAAUAUCAAGCCUCAAACAAUUUCUUCGAGAAGCUGAGACUAUGAAAGCUGAAGCUAUCCAACUUCGAAAAGAAACUGAAGACAUGCAAAAUGUAAAGAAGUUAAUAUCUUCGUCAGAAGAUGCUGCACGUGAACUAUUCUCCCGUUACACAUCGAAAUUUGAGAAUUCCAAUGAAACAUUAAGCAGGAGUCACAAAGACUCAGAAUUAUUUUCUCUCUGUAAAUGGGCAUCUGUUUUGCGGUCAGAAUUAACAGCUACCCGUGAAAAAGUCAGAAGUUAUCGAACAGAAUUAUCACGUGUACGUAAACUUCAGAUUUCGGCUUCACAGAAAGUAGCACGCGCUGAAAGUAAUGCGGCUGAGUAUAAAGAACGUGUUCAAGGCUUAGAGAAUGAAUUAUCUAGAAUGAUUGAACAAAUUCAUUCAACCAAUACUUCUCCUGCUACUACCACUACUUGUAAUGCUAAGAAUAUGAAAAACAAUCAAUUCGUGUUGGAUACUACUCAGAAUCAAACAACUUCUAGAAUGUCUGCAUCAAUCUUUUCUCACCCAUCAACGUCUACAGUGUCUCCUACAUGUUCUACAGGCUUGUAUGACAGUUUACUUGUUACACCACCAGUAAAAUUAGCAAAUAAAGAAUUAACAACACCCGAUUUCCUUUUAUUGAGUCCAUUGGAGCAAUCAGUAGCUGUUUCUUCAAAGUUUUCAUAUAAAAUGCCUUAACAAGUAAAUACGUGACCAAACGGUUCAAAGUGAAUGACGCAAAUACAUCACAUUUUCAGAUCAUGUUCUUGUCGAUGUACAAGUGCUCUUGUAGAGUUAGUUAUCUGGGAACCACUAUGUCAACUCCCUUAAAAAGUAUGAAAGAACAUCUUCCAGUAUGGUUAGGGAAAGAAAAAAUAAAGAAGAUUACGAAUUCUAUUCACUGCCAUCUAAUUAACAAUGGUCACAAUGUAAACAAUAAGUCUGCGUAUUCAAUGAUCCACAAGAUAUCGAAUCGAAUGUCACAAGCAGUAAGAGUUUACCUUCAAACUACUGAAGCUAUUGCAGUCAAAAUGAUGAAAUACGGACUUUGUAACGCCUGGAAAUCCAUUUCGUGUUGAACGUAAGCAGUCAAUCAGUCCGCCAAAACAAAGCAUCUCUACUUCACAAACUUACAGUCGUACUUUAUUAUUUUCUCCUAAAACAGAUGUCAUUGAUAAAAAUACUUGUAAAAGCAGUGUAAUCAAUCAAAGACGACCGUCUAGCUUUUAUCAAAUGUCAAUCAUGCGCCAACAUUCUAAGAUUGCUAAUAAGUACACAAUACCGAAUUAUACUAAUAAAUCUUUUGGUAAUCUUCACUUUCCAAAACCAUUUGAUAAGACUACUGUUAAAUCAUCUGGACCUAGUGAAAAUAGAACAGAAAAUAGCAACAGUAGCAGUAGUAGCGUUGGCAUAAAACGUGUUGUUCGAAAUUUAAAACGAUCUGUUUCAGAUACUACUAAAACUUCCAAAUUAGAUAAUUUUGUAAUGAAGUUGUGAGUGAUUACUUUUCUUUUUCUGUAAUUUAUUAUAAUUUAUAUUCUAAUAAACAUUCAUCAAAUAUUUC
Heterobilharzia americana is the source of this 2118-nucleotide messenger RNA. Lineage: Eukaryota; Metazoa; Platyhelminthes; Trematoda; Strigeidida; Schistosomatidae. The record is from the annotation of a GenBank genome assembly.